This is a messenger RNA of Misgurnus anguillicaudatus (oriental weatherfish), 4245 nucleotides long. NCBI's taxonomy places the organism in Eukaryota, Metazoa, Chordata, Actinopteri, Cypriniformes, Cobitidae. The record is from RefSeq and is a predicted model, not a curated record.
GCAAAGCUACUGACACUCCUAAGGCGAAAGACCCACCCUGGUUGGCCCUUGUCCAAUCAGAACCCAAAAAAAAACCAGCACCUCCCCCACCUACAAUUACUUCUAUGUUUGCCCAUACUGGCUCAGUUUCCUCUCUAAAAGAGGGGGGAUCAAAACCAGUCACUGCUCUCAAUCCCUUUGAUGAUGAAGACAAUGAUGAUGGAGUGGCAGAAACCAGUUCUGAGCUUCCCCAAUGUCCUAUGGUGGCCAAUCAUCCCUGGUAUAGUAUUACUCAAGGUGAUAAAGACAAAGAUGGAGACAACAGCAGAAAAAGUCAUGCCCCUUCUCAGAUUCUAGCAUGUGUUCAGAGAAAGAAGCGGCCUGCACCCCAAGCUCCAAAAUCAUCAUCAGCUCUGAGGAAAGAGAGCAUCUCCUCUUCUUACUCAGACUGCAGUGCAGUCACCCAGCAGCCUGCAGCUCAAAAUCAGAACAACUUGUUCAUGAAAAGUGUAUCUGAACCAUCAAUCAACACUUCUACUAGUGCCCCUUCACCAGACACUCAGCAUCAGGCUCAUUGUUCUCCGAGCUUGUCUCCUGCACCACCACCUACAGGUAGCAGCUCAGUACCAGGCACCCCAGAGACCAGUCGUAGUAUGAUACUGCCCCCAUCUCACCGUUCAGAAGCACGAAAUGUCUCACCCUCUUCACAAACACCCAGCACUCCGAUCAAGCAAACCUGUAAAGAGAAUCCAUUUAAUCGGAAGGCCACCACCUCCUUUAAUUCUCCUGUAUCCAGACGUCACAAAGAACCUGGUCCUGCACGACCCCCUGCUCCUGGACAUGGAUUUCCUCUUAUUAAACGUAAGGUCCAGUCUGACCAGUAUAUACCAGUAGAAGACGUUCAUGUUGAAAUAAAUGAUCUGGAGAAACAUUUGGAUGAACUGGAAAAGAGAGGAGUGGAUCUGGAGAAGAGGUUACGGGACUGUUCAAACGAUGAUGAGGAGGAACAUCUGCUUGUGGACUGGUUUACUCUGAUUCAUGAGAAACACUUACUAGUGCGGAGAGAAGCUGAGCUGGUCUACACAGCUAAACAGCACAAUCUGGAAGAAAGGCAGGCAGAUGUGGAAUAUGAGCUUAGAUGUUUGCUGAACAAGCCAGAAAAAGAAUGGACAGAAGAUGACAAAGACAGGGAUCAGCAGUUGAUGGCAGAACUUGUCACUAUUAUUGAGCAGAGGAACCAAAUCAUUAACAACAUUGAUCAGGACAGACAGAGGGAAGAAGAGGAAGACAAACUAGUAGCAGCUAUUCUAAAGAAAAAAGAGUUUCAUGGAGAGAGUGAACAGAAGAAGAAAGCAGCAAAGUUUAAGCCCAUUAAGGUUCUGAAGAGAUUGAGUACCAAGAGUGAAGGAGUGAAGGGCAACUUCGCCAAAAAAGAGAACAGAUGAAGAGCAGAUCAAGAGAGAAAUAUAAUAUCUAAAUCUUAUUUCUCAUUGGGGCUAUCACAAUAUCAGAUUUUCACUAGUUAUCAUGGCCAAUAGCAAUCACAAUAACAAUAUUAUAUAUAAUGCUAUUAGUCAUAUUUAUCUUUAAUUUUUUGUUCUUUUUUUGGCCAAUGAAUCAUACUCAAUGGGAGUUUAGGGAGGGAGGAAGUGUAAAUACAGAAUGUUAAAUAAUUCACUUUGGGUUUGUUUAUGGAGAAACAUUGUAAAACAAUAAAACUUUGGCUGGUGCCAUUCAUUUACAUUUGACCGUCAGGUGGGGCUGUUGACAUGCAUUUGACCCCUUUGAUCGCUUCAACUCAAAUUCUCUCAGCCUAAAUCUUCCCACAAGCCUUCAGGCUCUAUCUUCUAUUAUUCUAAAAUAAAGUAUACCAAAGUUAAUAACUUGUAGCGUAAUCUAUUCUCCUGCGAGAGGUAGGUCUUCCUAAGGAGAUCUAGUUUACAGAUGCCUUACAAUCCCAUUUGGUGCCCUAGGUCACGAGAAUCUGUCCAACCAAAUCCUGAUGUGGGACUUUAUGGCUCUUUGUCUCAAGCUGUGUAUAAAAGGUGGCCUUGCAAAAUACUUGGAAGCAUUCUAUAGCAAGAAUCUUCCCCACACUUUGUGUAUUAAAACAUAAUGGAAAAAAUCUUUAAGAAUCUUCCUACACCAAUUUGUGGGUAUUAUAUCCAUAAUGGAAGUACUCUGUAGCCAGAUGUCUAUUGCCAGGUAUGACUUCGUUUUUUUUUUUUUUGCCAAUGUUGAUCAUUUCAAAUAAUUUUAAUUGAAUCAGAUUCUGUAUUGUAUUCUUUAAUUGAUGUUUGAAGAUAGAACCUGUCUGGUAAAAUAAAUUGUUAUUAUUGUUUCAUUUAAAUUCUUCAGAAAUUGUAUUGAUUUAUUUUAAUUCUUCAGAAAGUGUUUUCCAGUAGAUUAGGAGGAGUCUGGUAUUACCGCAAAAUAAGUAUGUCAGUAUAAGAUCAUACUAGAGUUUUGAUGUUGAAUGGCGCAUGGGGCCCAUUCACCAAGACUCUCAGAUUUAUGUCUAUCACCUGUCUUAGCAAGUUGCAUGAUCGUGACUAAAGUAACUAUUUGUAUGAUCGGAGCAAGCAUGGGGCGGCCAGUCGUAAAAGUAUUAGUUUACCGGCAACUUCUGACUAAGAUCAGACUGACAAUUUUGUGUCCGUGAGAUAUACACAACGGCCGACGUUGGGUCCCUAAUGAACGAAUAACUAGGAUUAUGAGAAUUUAUAAAUAAUCAAUAUUCUAAAUUAUGUUCUACAGAAAUUGGUAUAAUGCACUAAAUUCCUAUUAUAUUAAAUUGGAUUCAGAUUAUAAUUUAACCACAGAGGUCAAAUAAAUAAAUUAAAACCUAAUAAAUGGAAUUAUUCUUCUAGAAGUGCUAAGGAAGGAAAGAACAUGAGAUCCCUUUACCCAUGCCAUUGGAUACCGUCUUUGGGCCGAUGGGUGGCUCUUUACAGUAGAAUGAGAGAGAUGUAGUUUGUAGCCAUUGUGGCUCUUAAGGCAAAAUGUUUAACACGUACAAACCACCACCAAAUAUGUUGGAGUACUAACCCAGUGUUUCCGCGGAGUCAUAAAAAGUCAUAAAACAUCUUAAAUUAAAUAAUCAGAAUUUUAGGCCAUAAAAAUUCAUAAAAACAUCCGCAUUUUCCAUGCAAAGUCAUAAAUUACAUUUAGCCACGUCUUUAAUUUAUACACUCGUUCAUUCAUUGUUGCCUUUCCCCACAAAAAUGCACUGGGGGCUGCAUUCAUUCAUUUCGCCUGUUGUAGUUCUGUCUGAGGAAUCUGGGUGGUAUAGUCACAGCGUUCCAGAACUACAAGAUCCAUGCGGCAGUGCAGCAAACAGACUUGAAUACUUUCACAGAAACCUGCGCAAACUCCGAACUCCCGAGCGUCACUGCUUAGUUAAACUGAAAUCUCCUGGUCUACGACAUUGGGAAAGUGUACAUUUAAUGUGCUAUGGUUUGAAGCUGGUGUGUUUAUUAGUUGGCUCAAGCCUGCAGCAAACAAUCGGUAUCAAGCCUAUUGCACAUUGUGUAAGAAGGCAUUGGAGCUGUCUAGUUUAGGCAUAAAAGCCUUACAUUGGCAUACAAAGUCAGAAAAGCAUAAAGUUGCUGUAAAAGGUCUGCAGCGGGUGCAGGCGAUCAGUCAGUUUUGUUUAGCUCUGUCACUACCCAGUCAAAGUACAGCAUGGGAUUCAGUUUGUUUCAAGAGAUCUCAUUCAGAAUGCUUCAUAGGGUUUACCCCACUAACUAUUACCUGAAAAAAAUUAAAAAUGGCUUUGAUAUCAGCUCUGUGAAGAGCUAAAUGAAACACUGGUGCAUUUAUUUUGGUCUUGCCUGCGUAGCAAGAAACUUUGGGGCAAAGUGGCUCAAAUUAUUGUCCAUAUUUACCAUCAAUUUGCUUUGCGGUAAGAAAAUGUUUUGUUUGGUUUCACGCAAUAUGAUAAAAAUUUAUGUUCAGAGUAUUAUGUGAUAAAUUUGCUUAUAAAAUAAAAUUUGGUGUACAUAAGUCAAAAUUCCUAAAAAAGAAACCAAGCUUUCUGGAGCUUGCUGCUUAUAUUGGGCAUGUUCUCUCAAUAUCUGAGUGUACAAACAAAAAAGCUGUUAAUUCAAAUGACCUCACAAGCUUUACAAGAUUUAUUUAAUCUUUUCCUUUACUUUUUUAUGUUUCUUUUUUUAUAACCCCUGACCUCCCUGGCUUAUUUGUAAUUUAUUCAAAGUCUUUAUUGAUGUAAAUAAUUCUUGCUGUAUAUUCUAUUUUUGAAUAAAU